UAUUCGAAAAUUGUUUGGUAUCGAAAUUAUGAAAAAUAUUAAGAAAGCGAGUUGUAACAAUCAAAGUAUAAAACGAUUUUUGUCGCCACAGCAUUCAAACAUUCCUUGUAAAAGGCAAUGCAACCCAACCAAACAGCAUGAUGAAAUGGAAAAGAGAGAAAAUAAUUUGCAACUUGUGGCCGGUAAAGAACAGGACUUAAAUACUAACAAUAAUGCAGUGAAUAAGUUCGACUGGAACAGCUUUGUGCGAGAUCCUGGCGUAUUACAAGAGAGCCGAUACCCAGUAACCCUCAACACUUUCAAAAGUAUGACCCAUUCUAUGAGUAUCGUUAAUUGCAUACUCGAGGAUAUCAAAAUUGCAACAAGUCUCGACUUUAUAAACGAUGAACUGAUGAAAGAGCGAGUUUUAAAAAACUUCUUUAUUCAAUUCUAUGAAAAUCCACAAAUUCGUAAUAUAUAUAAGCUGGAAACAAAACCAUGUCCAACAUUUUUAAAAAAGAAAAUAAUGCAGAUACCAACAUUGGAAAUUAUUGAAGUCAAAGAUAGUGAUACUAAUGCUGCUACAGUAGCAACUGCAAAUAYUGCGCAUGUUGAGGCCAUAAACAAUUCAGCAAAAUUGAGAGUACCUGUAAAACAAUCACUCAAAACCUUAAGCAAACCAACGGAGCUAGAGCGAGUUGAAGCACAAUCAUCUAAGUCGCAAGAAAACGAAAUACCGACACAACAGACUAAUGAAAAGUCUAACAUACUAUACCUAUCGAAAAAUAUGUUGCUUAUGGAUGAAUCAUUUUUACGYCGACAUGUGGGUCGUAACACUCAACAAAUUGAAAAACUAGAUAUUAUUUUAGAGCGAAUAUAUGCUGAAUUGCUGCCACGUAAACAAUUGGCGCAAACUAAAGAAGUAAAAUCAAAACCUACAAAAGUGCACGAAAUAUCAAAUGAAGUCUGCAUCGACAUUAGCAAUAGUCCGGAAGAGGCAUCAGCUGCAAUAGCCAAGGGACAGCGUAUAGAGCAAGCUAAGCAAUUAUUUCUUACAGAGUACACAAAGAAAAAUACGUUAGCAUAUGCUUUGCGUUUUCAUAAUGGCCUAAAGCGGCGUAUAAUAUCGGCGAUUCUGGAAAUGUCUAUUGACGAGUUCAAAAAAUAUACCAAAAUUCAUGAUGUGCCAGAAAUGUAUGAUGAUCCAAAAUUGCUGCGCGAUUGUUACAAUUAUGCGAUCAAAGCACCUCAAAUUUGGCCUGUCAAUCUGUAUAUGGAGUUGUGUGAUAUAUUUGAAUACCUCGAAAUAAAAGGUGUUUCAGGUGUUAGUGUUGAUAAUUUAGAAGAUAUUUCACCAAUGCUGCUGCAUUGGACUGAACUAGCUGUGAUAACGAAUUUCGAUGAAAUUGUGCAAUGGGAUUUUUACCGUUGUAAAGGUGAAAAGUUUCAACAAUUCACGCAAUUAGAUGUGUAUCGGAAAAGGUUUUAUGAGAAAUGUUGGMUGCACAACACUUGGUUGCGAGAAGUGCCGAAGUUGCAUGUGGAGAUGCCAAAAAGGUUAACUAGGGGAAAGGAAGUUGUCGAGAAUGAUAAUGUAAGCGAAGUAGCAGCUGUUAAUGUAGCAACCACUAAUGUAAAUCCGGCAAAUGCAACAGAGCAAUCACAAAUACAUAAUACUACAAAAGAUGAGUCUACAAAUGCAAUGAACGUAGAUUGCGCUGAGCAAAGCGUUGAAGCAGAAACCAAUAAUACUUCAAGUGUUCCUACCAAUGUAGCAAAGGCUGCGCAUGCGCCAGCUGCUAGUGCUGGUCACUUAGCGGAGACGAAUGAAGCAAUAUUGUCACAUAAUCCUAACGCAGCAAGUUCAGUUGAACCAGCAAUAACUGUAAAAGAAAAACAAAAUAGUUUACUUGAAGCAACUUUAAAUGUACAGACAACAAAAGCAGUGGUAGAAAUAAUUACAAACUCAAAAGAAAAUGCUGCGACAAGUAACCUAGAAGCAGAAGCACAACAACGCAUACAGGCAGCGCAGAAAUUGUACUUUUAUGAAGUAGAGAAAUCAUAUACUCUACCAUAUCUACUACGCCUACAUAACGGUUUGAAGCGACGCAUACUACACGCCAUUCUAAAUAUGACCUACACAGAAUUCAAACAAUACACACACAUAYACGAGGCAGCGGAAAUUUACGAAAAUAACGAGCUUUUACAGCAUUGCUACGAUUUUGUGGUGCGAAAACCCCAAGUAUGGCCCGUUAAUCUCUAUAUGCGCUUGGCGGAUCUUUAUAAGUUUCUGAAAAUCAAAGGCCUCACACUGUCCGCAGCUGACCUAAAGCAUGUCUCACCGAAACUUUUACAUUGGCACGAUCUAAUUGCGACCACUAAUUACGAUUACCUACUAUUUUGGGACUAUUACCGACGUAGUGGUAAAAAGAUGGCUAAAAAUACAACUCGUCUGAAUUCAUAUCGUCAAAAGUUUUAUGAAAAAUGUUGGCUUUAUGACAGCUGGAUAUGGCAUACACCCAAAAUAUGCGACAAUGUACUCACCGAUGACUUUGUGGCGGUUGCGGCAGCAGAAGAUAAGGAGAAUGCCAACUUUGAAAUAGCAGUUAUGACACAUGCACUGGAGGAGCGGGAUGAGGAAACGACAGAAACAGAAGAACCAAACAGAAAAAUGACAGAAGGCGAAGAGAUAAAUGGCGCAAGAAUUGAACCAUCGCCAGUGCGARCGAUUGCGAACGAAAAUGUGGAGCCGCACAAAAAUUCCACAGGAAGCGUUAGUACGGUUGAUGCGGGAAUACAAACAUCAGAACAUUUAUUACACGCCGCAUGUGCCAAMGCGUCAACAGUUUCGMGCGRGACAGCAGUGCCAGCAGAAAAUCGUAAGUUGAUAAAUCCUUAMAUUUCUUAUAAAAAGUGCUAUUAG
Molecule: messenger RNA, 2902 nt
Organism: Bactrocera latifrons
Lineage: Eukaryota; Metazoa; Arthropoda; Insecta; Diptera; Tephritidae
Gene: tea
Exons: 8
Coding region: 29-2902 (957 amino acids)
Source: RefSeq, a predicted model, not a curated record